This is a messenger RNA of Plasmodium malariae, 1260 nucleotides long. It is a transcript of the gene SEC12, whose product is annotated as guanine nucleotide-exchange factor SEC12, putative. Gene Ontology annotation, cellular component: endoplasmic reticulum membrane. The record is from RefSeq and is a predicted model, not a curated record. The transcript has a single exon. The coding region runs from base 1 to 1260 and encodes 419 amino acids. Gene Ontology annotation, molecular function: guanyl-nucleotide exchange factor activity; GTPase activator activity; protein binding. Gene Ontology annotation, biological process: protein secretion. Lineage: Eukaryota; Apicomplexa; Aconoidasida; Haemosporida; Plasmodiidae.
AUGAAUGAAAUAAAGGUAUCAUAUUUAAAUUAUCCUAUUUAUGGAAUUGGAUCCAAUGAAAAUUAUGUAGUCACAUCAGGAGGGGGUGGGGGGAAAAGUUAUGGUAUUGAAGAUUUACUAGAUAUUAAUACAUUUAAUGAAAAGGAAAAGAAGUUACAAGUUCUUUGGUCAACAACAGAACAAAGAGGUGUAGUAGAUUCUAUCAUAUAUGUAGAGAAACAUAAUAUAUGGUUAGGGUCAGUAAGAAAUGAAUGUGUAAUAUUUCAAAUAAAUGAAGAAACAGGACCAAAUAUAUUAUUAACUUUUGUAACUGAUUUUAGUGAAAAAAAUUCAAGACAAGUUGUGGUUAAAUUUUCAUCAAAUGAUGAUUUAAUAAUAACAGGAGGAGAGGAUAAAACAUUACGUUUAUGGAAAUUGAAAUUAACUAAUGAUAAUAAAUAUGUACAUGUUCAUAAUAAUUUAUAUUUAGAUAUUACCAAAGCUGUUGAACAUUUAGGAGAUUUUACAGGACAUGAUGAUAGUAUUAAAGAUUGUGAUAUCACAUUAGAUGAACGGAUUAUAAUAUCAUGUUCAUCUGAUAACUCAUUAAAAUUAUGGGAUACACACAGUUUAAUUAAUUUACAUACCGAACAAAUGAAAAAUCCACAAAAUUCAAAUGAUAAAUUAAAUUUUCGUUGUUGUAAAUUUUUAAAAAAUAUAGAUAUAAAAAAAGAAUAUUCUUAUACCUUAUUAACUACAGCUUAUACAACUAGAGGUAAUAGUUAUUUAAUAAUAUGGGCUAUAUAUUAUAAUGAUAAAAAAGAAAAAUUUACGUGUACAAAACAGAAAUUUAUCUGGUUAGAUAAUAGACCAUGUUGUAAUAUAGCUAUAAGUACAAAUGAAAAAUAUUUAGCUUUAGGUUUUAGUACUGGAGCACUUAAAAUUUAUAAUUCUAAAUUUUCUCUUUUAGCUCAUUAUAAAAAACAUGAAUUACCAAUUACUGCUAUGUGUUUUAUUAAAAAUGAUGGUUAUUUACUAUCUGCUGGAGCAGAUUACAGUAUUAGCUGUCUCAAUAUUAAUUCCUUUACUUUUCGUUAUUUAAGAAAAAUAUGGAAAUAUCUUAUCAUUCUCCUUAUUGUACUUGUAAUAUCUAUUAUUUUGCUUGACUGCUUCAAUGUUGGUUACGAUUUGCGCAUAAACAGUUUAGUUCGUGAUAGGACCAACGAGAAUAAAAUUAAAGUUGUCCAUGGGAAAAAGGGAAAGACCUCCGAUGAGCUGUGA